Messenger RNA from Stylophora pistillata, 1269 nucleotides. Its product is annotated as neuropeptide FF receptor 1-like. Gene Ontology annotation, biological process: G protein-coupled receptor signaling pathway. Gene Ontology annotation, cellular component: plasma membrane. Gene Ontology annotation, molecular function: G protein-coupled receptor activity. The record is from RefSeq and is a predicted model, not a curated record. Lineage: Eukaryota; Metazoa; Cnidaria; Anthozoa; Scleractinia; Pocilloporidae.
UUCAAAAGUGAGAAGCCGUUCACUUCGCUCUAGUGCAAGCAGACAGAUUGAUAGUUUAUGAACGAUUAACUAUGACCAGACAUUGAUUUAGUUUCAUCUUCAAUAUAAAGAGACAAGACCGAGUGCUAAGUCUACUGAGCAGACAAAAUGACAGUUAAUUCAACUCAUCCUACACAAAGCCCGACGGAGAGAAAUGUGCGCUUGGGUUUUUUCAUCGCCACGUUUGUUAUUGGACUUGUUGGAAACCUUCUGGUAAUCGUUAUCAUAACCAAGCGAGCCAAGAAAACUGUCAACGAUUUUUUCAUUAUGAAUUUAGCCGUGUCCGACCUUAUGCUUAUCUUCUUUCUACCGCUGCACAUCUACGGCAUGUUUGACACUAUUCGUGUCACAGCAUUUUUCUGUCAUUUCAUUCGCCCUCUCAUGACAGCAUCGUUCUUCGUCAGUGUCUACACCCUCACCUCAAUGGCCAUUCAUCGGUGUCACGUGAUCUUGCAUCCUUUCAAACAGGAAAUGCGUCACAAGUCCGCUGUUUUAUGGAUAAUAGCACUGUGGAUUAUGUCAUUUGCAAAUGUUCUUCCAUUGAUGAUUGUCACCACACCAGACCCACCAUUCGAAUGUCUUGAAAACUGGCCGAGUUUGAAUCACAGGCGGGCAUAUACAGCUGCUCUCUUUGUACUUCAGUACAUCCUUCCACUGGUUAUCAUCGCAAUAGCAUAUAUCAGAAUAGGUUUGGAUCUUAACCGCUCGUGUUCUCGUAGUUUCAGAACUGCCAGGGCUUCCAAAAGCCUGAAGAACCAGGCAAGACGGCGAGAAAACUUUAAAGUAACUAAAACUCUGGCGAUAAUCGUCAUGAUAUUUGCAGUGUGUAUGCUACCCAGUCAGGUGGGUUGGAUGUUGUUGGAUUUUGGUGACACAAAACAAAAAGCGAUCGCCAUUAAGGUGAUUUUUAAAUUUUCACUUGUUCUCACUGUGUUUCACAGUUGCCUGAAUCCUCUUGUUUAUGGAAGCAUCACUAAACAGUUUCGCCGUGGCUACGUGAAAUAUCUGUCGUAUUUGUGUUACUGUUGUAGAAGUUCCAUCUUGAGAGAAAUCAAGAUAUUGCGCAUUUCAGAAAGCUCAUCCCAAAAAGGCCCUGACGACUUUAAACGUGCGCACAAUGGACUUCUAGGAAAUGCCGGACUCGAAGCAAUAUGUUCUCCAAAAUCGAAACAAAUUAGAGAUGAAUUAUCUUCAAGCUAUGAGACAUUUGAUGUUGUGACCGUACUUUAG